Molecule: messenger RNA, 942 nt
Organism: Malus domestica (apple)
Lineage: Eukaryota; Viridiplantae; Streptophyta; Magnoliopsida; Rosales; Rosaceae
Source: RefSeq, a predicted model, not a curated record
CUUUCUGCUUGUGAAACUCUUGUCCCACAGGACUGCCGAUAUGCCAAGCAGGACUUGGCCUCAAUAAAUGAUAUAGUUGGCAGUGUUAAGAACUAUGCAGUUAAGAUGGAAAAUGAAAGCAUAGCUUGGAGAAGAAGAAUUUUAUCUGUGAUUGAUAUUAGCAAUUAUCAAAUCUUGAUCUGUUGCUAACUAUGUUUUCAAAGGGGAAAAAUCCUCCACGAUUGCUACCACCUUGAGGGUUCAAAAUGACAUAAUGGGUACUGCAUUUUCAGAUGCGCAAAAACAACUUGGAGAAUAUGUGACAUGGUUGCAAUCAGAUAGUGCUCGUGAAGGAAGGAUGUAUGCAGAAAUGUUUGAAAAACGUUGGCCUUCAUUUGUCUAUCCGUACAGUGGGGUGCAUUCGGAGAAUUCGCUGAAGAAAGUAAACGAACUCAGCUUGAAAGUGAAAGAGGGCUUCAGUACCAGUGCUGCUUCCAAAUUGUUUGAGCAAGAAAUACGUGAAGUGUCUCUGGCAACUUUUGGUGGACUUGGAGCGGCAGGUUUAUCUGCUUCACUUCUGAUAUCUGUGCUGCCGACCACAUUAGAAGAUCUUCUUGCUCUUGGUCUUGCCUCAGCUGGCGGGUUAUUAGCAAUAUCAAAAUUUCCAGCUCGUCGGCAAGAGAUGAUAGAGAAGGUGAAAAGGACUGCAGACGCCUUGGCACGUGAAGUUGAAGAGGCGAUGCAGAAUGAUCUUUCCGAAGCUAUUGGAAAUAUGGAAAUCUUCGUGAAGAACGUUAGCCAGCCUUACCAAGAUACUGUUUGGAUUAAAACUUGACUUUGGGCUCAAGGAAGAAGCUGGCCCAAAAGGAGGCCUGGAGGAAUAGAAGAUCAAGGCCCGGCCGAAACCUAGGAAAGCAGGAAAGGGCCUUUUCUGACUUGAUACAAUUCAUAAAUGACCACUUG